CGCCUCUUUCUCCGUGCGCCGCGGGGCUAUCGCUAUCAGCGCGAGAUUGAUCGAUAACGCUUUCAUUUGACGACAUGGUCUGCAUUUGAUCUGCCCAUGGCUUCCAGACAUUCUGCUACGCCUACGGGCCAUGCGGCAGUCUCUCCCGAGACGAAGAAGCCCAAUAUGAUUGCCGUCGGGGGCUUCCGCAUCGCCACGCAGAAGCUCCCCAUUCUCAAAGCCGAACCGAUUGAGGAGAUGACGAAGCAACUAGGCAUUGCACCACCAGAAAUGAUCUUUGGCGAUAAUCAUGUUACCAUUGAACACGAGAAAACUGGUUGGGGAAUCGACUUCAACGCUUUCGACGCGCUGGAUCGGGUGGACAAGACCGGGCAGUCUAUGCUCCAGGUCGCAUACUCAAAGGAAUGGCAACAAAGCAGAGAGAAAACACACGAAGGGAUCAAAGAGGUUGUCAAGCCGUUUGAUUGGUCCUACAGCACCGACUACAAGGGCACACUCAGUCCCAAAGCGCAACCAUUCGAAGAGACCGAGAAGCCGAUUCCCAUCGAACUGUUGAAGCGCCCAGACCCAAUCCUAUUCUUCGACGAAGUUGUCCUAUAUGAAGAUGAGCUUGCGGAUAACGGCAUUGCGAUGUUGUCUUGCAAGAUUCGCGUGAUGCCAAGCAGACUCCUUCUACUGUCGAGGUUUUUCAUGCGCCUCGACAAUGUCUUGAUCCGCCUACGUGAUACCCGCGUCUAUGUUGACUUUGAGACUCGUGAGGUGAUUCGGGAAUACCAGUCGAAAGAAUGCGAAUAUGAGAAGGUUCGACAGAUCCUAGCAGGCACACGAGAUGACAUUCCAGCUUUGAUGAGAGAUCCAAAUCGACUCUCUGAGAUUUUGCCUGUUGUGGAAAAGUACUCCGAACGAGUGGUCCUUGGUGGUUAAAUCCUUAACACAUCCGGAUCCAAGACUACGAUCUACAGCCUAUGAAGUAUGAAUAUCACGUAAAAUGACAAAAAUGAGACUCAACAGAAAUUUCCAACCGAAAGAUGUUGCACUGCACUCUAGCAUGGCCACUAGCUAGAUGGCUCAUUGUUCUUUUCAUCAAAGCAAAUACACAAGACGGCGAUCAAUGCCGCGUCGACUCCAGGCGCCACAACGACCGCAUACGUCUGCUGGCCAAAUAUCAGAUCGCGUCCGCUUAACAACUUCCGAUCAAUACGAGCGACUGGUUUGCCAGUCUUUUCAUCUACAAUGUCGGCACUAUGGUCGAACCAGCCUCCCUUCAUUUUCAAGGUCACGGCCUUGCCGUGCGAAUCUGUGAAAGUGGCGGUUGCUUUAGAGCCGAGCACUACAUAGUAUAGUUAGAGAUGUGUAUCACGUACAUGGACUUUGAUCACGUAUUAAGUAGUCCUAGGUCUUUAAACGAUGGAACUUACAGGAGAGAUUAUUCUUGACCUCGGCAAUCUUCUUGCGAUGCGAGUCUUCGAUCGCAUAAGUUGUGUGCAGGUGCAGAUGCUCCUUGACGAUAUCAAAGAGGUGCUUUCCGUGAAUGUCUUCAACCUUCUUGCGACCAGAAAUCGAAACCCAAGCACCAUGCACUUUCAGCAGCGACUCUCCACUGGCUAGUUUGACCUCGAAACUGUCGCCAGAGACAGACAAGACCUUUUCUUUCAUAACAAGUGUCUGGGGCUCUUUCGCCACGAAUUGAUCGAAAAUGGCGAUAGGCUCGAGAAAUGGCUCGAGAUUGUGGUGGCCGAGGAUACCCAUGAUGUGGUUCUGGUGAUAACAAAGUAUGUCGAUCCGAUUCUGAUGAAAAAAGCAAUACUCACUCACAGCUGCGGUGAUUGUAUAUGGAUCGCGGGGCAAGAUCAG
Molecule: messenger RNA, 1854 nt
Organism: Penicillium brasilianum
Lineage: Eukaryota; Fungi; Ascomycota; Eurotiomycetes; Eurotiales; Aspergillaceae
Source: the annotation of a GenBank genome assembly